GAGAGCAACUGUCGCACGCCACCUGCACAGCCUACUCUCGGGCGUAACGGCUGGCAAGACUGCGAAUACGAAAUUACUGAAAUCGCGCGCGUCAGUGCGGUUCCACGGAUGUUCGCGCAUGUUUAUCUGUGGUGUGAUUCAUAUGAUUUCUAGUAGAUAGCAGUACGAUAAGACGCUUAUGUUAAUAGAAGAGCUGUUCGUAAGUGUAUAUUGAGCGGAGCGCGAAGUGUUGAAAUUGAUUUGACAAGCGAAUAAUUUUGCCAUUGACCUAGAAGCAUUCGGUCAAGGCUUCUUAACCUAUCUAGCAUAAAUAUGGUUGAAGCGGAAUCGAGCAAAGAAGUGUCCAAUGCAAUAUUUUCAAGGGAUGUAGAUAAGAAAAGAGAAGACUAUUUGGAAUGGACUGACUACUUUAUGGCAACGGCAUUUCUUGCUGCCAAACGAAGUAAAGAUCCGUGUUCUCAAGUGGGGGCUUGCAUAGUGAAUCAGGAGAAAAGAAUAGUUGGUGUAGGAUAUAAUGGAAUGCCAUUUGGAUGUAGUGAUGAUGAAUAUCCCUGGAAGAAAGCUUCUACUUCUCGAUUAGAGACCAAAUACUUGUAUGUUUGUCAUGCUGAAAUGAAUGCCAUUCUGAAUAAAAAUUGUUCAGAUGUUAAAAACUGUACAAUUUAUGUUGCUUUAUUUCCAUGCAAUGAAUGUGCUAAACUAAUUAUUCAGUCCGGUAUUAGUGAAGUGGUAUACAUGUCAGAUAAACAUUCAGCAAAGGAAGAAACAAUUGCAGCCAAACGCAUGUUUGAUUCUGCAGGGAUUAAAUAUUGGCAAUAUGUUCCUAAACGUAAGCAGAUAACAAUUGAUUUCACUGAAAUAGAUUGGAACAAAAUGACACAGCUGCCUCCAACACCUUUGAAGGAAAUCAAGUAGGGCUCUGACUGAGGACGUUCAAUUUUGCCUGGUUGCUAUGUCUGUACCGAAGUGAAAAUUGAAUGUGAAAGUUGUUUUCAGUGUUUUUGGGAUAAAUCUGUGAUAUUUUAAUAUUUGGACUAUGUUAUAAAUGUAAGCUUUUUUUAAGUUUUGAAUUACAUGGAAGAGUUAAAAUAUACAUAAAAAUAACUUUGUGGUUUACCCAUAUCUUCAGUCUUUGAAGAUUAUUUUUAAAAUGAGAGUUACCAUUUUCAUUACAAGGAUAUGUAAACAGGUGCAAAAAGUAUGUCAAAGUAAGAGUAGAAGAGGGAUUUAAUCAGACACCAUUUUUUUAAAAUAAAAGAACUAAUUCCAUCAUUGUUGAUUUCUUACCUUCUUUUCCUGCAACACACGUUUAUUUAGUAGUAGGAAAUAAAAUACAAUGUACAGUCAUUUAAAAAACAUGGAACAAGAGAGACCAUAUAAAGCUCAGUCCCCUGCAAGGAUUCCAUUUUGCUGUCUAGUUAAGAUGUUCUGGGGGUUCACACAUGGGUCUCAAAUAAAUAAUCUAUUAACAAAAAAAUAUCUAAGGAGUACAUCUUCCAGUACCAGGUAGACUCCUCACUAGAUAAAUACAUUAUCUACACGAAUUAAAAACAUAUGCUUAUGUUCCAUUAACCAAUGGGGAAGUUCUUGCUUUCAUGAUUUACUCUAAAAUACUCAGUACCAUACAUGUAUUUACAGUCAUUUUCAAUUUAAUGUGAGAAAAGGAUGUAAAAUAGGAGCAACUGCAAUGUAAAAUGUCACAUUUAGCAAACUGUUUAUCCCCUUUAUUUUCAUAAACAUUAGUGAUGCCUGUUCUGCUGGAACUGAGUAUUUUAUUUGCUACUACAAACUGAAUCAUUUAAAUUAAUAUCAGUAUAUCCCUGCCAAGCCAUUAGGUAUCGAAAACCCUUCAUACAAAAGAUACUGGCAGGAAAAAACAUAACAAUCUGAACCAUCAAGGACAUAACUAGUGUACAUGGCACAGAAGGGAGCCCAGUUGUCAGUUCAUUUAGAAUUGCUCAAAAGUAAAUCUUGCAGUUUUGUUCCUUGUAACAGAUUAAUAAGCACAAUUAAUAUUUUUGGCUUAAAUUACCAAUACACAAAUUAAACUAUACGCAAAAGUCCAUUUCCUUUUACAGGUUUUUUCUUGGGUACAAUAGUUAUGACUACAGGAAGUUAAAUGGAAGAUUAUAAUUAUGUCCUGAAUGUUCCAGAUGCUCCGAGCAAUUUCAGUACAAGAUUUAUUGGGUCGUCUACAAUGCUAUUCCUUCAAAAAAGCCUUGGGACACAAGUUCUUUGAUUACGUACAUAUUUGAGAAUCUAAUGAUUGAUAUCAAUGAAUGGGCCACAGGGUUGUGACUAAGACGACAAAAUUGUUCAUUAAAAAAAUGGACGCACUCACGCCAAUUUCACUGUCUCUUUAGAAACAAAUUAAUGUAAAUUAAAAAGGAAAGUGACUGGCAAGACCGAUGUCCGAGACGUUCUUCCUUGUGCAGGCACUGUUCCAGUCUUGAAGGGAUGAGCCUUAAUAUUCCAGCGUUCUGUACGUAACCUGAGUUUCUUCUGAAUGUCACAAUGCACUUCUUUGUGGAGGCAUAUGUAUUCUGUUUGUCAACU
This is a messenger RNA of Gryllus bimaculatus (two-spotted cricket), 2556 nucleotides long. NCBI's taxonomy places the organism in Eukaryota, Metazoa, Arthropoda, Insecta, Orthoptera, Gryllidae. The record is from the annotation of a GenBank genome assembly.